Messenger RNA from Colletotrichum scovillei, 1320 nucleotides. Its product is annotated as DHH family protein. Bases 1 to 1320 code for a protein of 439 amino acids. The transcript has 2 exons. The record is from RefSeq and is a predicted model, not a curated record. Lineage: Eukaryota; Fungi; Ascomycota; Sordariomycetes; Glomerellales; Glomerellaceae.
AUGAAACGCACUGCGAUAGCUGCAAACCUUUCCAGUGGAAGUCAAAAUGUCAAGAAAUCACGGCCGGCAGUACCCGAAUAUCAUUUGACACCCUCGGUAAGGGAUGAUCACGGCGAAAUUGUGUGGCCCGCGCCAGAGAAAAAGAUGGAAGCGGCGAGAUCCUUCAUUCGCGAAUGUGUUUCUGCCGGAAAGCCCACAUUGAUUGUCCCGGACAAGGAUGCCGACGGCCUCACAUCUGGGGUCAUCUUGGACCGUACCCUAGUUCUUCUUGGCCUAGAUCCAUCUCUCAUCACUGCGUACUUGCCCCCAAAGGGCCAUAACAUCCACGACGAAGCGUGCCGGGCAGAGAUGACUUCUCUCAAGCCCACCUACAUCUUCGUCCUGGACCAAGGCUCUCGUUCUUCGCCACCUCUCAUCGACGGCUUCCAUCGCGGUAUAGUCAUUGAUCAUCACCACGCACUGACAAACGACCACCCAAAAGAUGCGUUGCAUGUCACGGCCUGCGACUCCCCUCCGGUGGCGACAAGUUCUCUGCUCACGUACCUCAUCUGUCGAAGUCUCCACGAGAGCGUGCGAGAAGCUUGCGACUGGCUUUGCGUCAUGGGUACCCAUGGAGACUUGGGAAAUACCUUGAAGUGGGAGCCUCCGUUUCCCGACAUGAAGUCCACGUUCAAAACAUACACCAAAAAGGCUCUCAACGACGCCGUAUCACUCAUCAAUGCACCGAGACGAACAGCCUCAUAUGACGUUCCUUCGGCUUGGAAAGCCCUCCGUGCCUCAAAUUCUCCAAAAGAGCUGCUGAGCAACAAGUCCCUGCUGGCCGCUAGAGCAGAGGUUAACGCCGAAGUCGAGCGCUGCACUCACACGCCCCCCAAAUUUUCCGCCGACGGCCGUAUCGCCGUCUUCCGCAUCAGCUCAGAGGCCCAAGUCCACCCCGUCAUCGCCACACGCUGGGCGGGCCAUCUAUCCUCAUCCAAGCUCGAGGUUGUGUUGGUCGCCAACGAAGGAUAUCUGCCCGAUAUGGUCAACUUUUCCUGUCGUGUUCCGCGCUGUGCCCGAGCCAAGGAGCCGCCAGUCAACAUCAUUGAGGUUUUGCAGGAUGUCGCUGCUCGUGCCGAGGACACAACAUUGAGGGAGCGGCUAGGCGACUCAUUUGCGAGGGGCCAUAAGGAAGCCAGCGGCGGCAUUGUUCCAAAAGCCGAGUUCGAGGAGUUGAUGUCUGUCUUGGAGAUUGGCAAGAAAGUUGAACGAGAAUCCCCCAAAAAGGGGCAGAAGCCAGGGCAGGCGAAUACCUUGUUGAACUAUUUUGGAAAGAGUUAG